Scleropages formosus (Asian bonytongue) is the source of this 7027-nucleotide messenger RNA. RefSeq names its product ArfGAP with GTPase domain, ankyrin repeat and PH domain 1 (gene agap1). Gene Ontology annotation, molecular function: protein binding; GTP binding; GTPase activity. The record is from RefSeq and is a predicted model, not a curated record. Bases 243 to 3830 code for a protein of 1195 amino acids. Gene Ontology annotation, biological process: activation of GTPase activity. Lineage: Eukaryota; Metazoa; Chordata; Actinopteri; Osteoglossiformes; Osteoglossidae. The transcript has 19 exons.
CAGCGCCGGCCGCAGCACGGAGCCUCUCCGGCAGCGCUUUGUUUUAGCGGCCGCGGAUCUCUCCGCCGUCUGGUCUCGCCGUGCUCGGCGCACACGAGCGGCUAGGAGGCGCGUCCCCGUGCGUGCGGAUCAGCGAAAUGGAUAGAGGGCGACGAUCCCCGUCGCGCGCGGCCAUGCGGUAACGUAAAGGUUGGCGCUUUACACUCUUUGUUCGUUUUCUGUCAUUUCGCCGCCGGAGAAUCAUGCACCUUUUGGACGACGGGGAGCGCGCCGACGGCAUGGAGCGCGGAACGCCACAAAGGAAGACCGUGUACCGCAUUUCUCUCACCCUUGUGAAGAGGGAGAGUCUCUCUGUGGAGGCAGCCGCCAGCAGCAUCCCCAGCAUGGCGAGCGCGUACCGGCGGGAGGGCAGCGGCGCGCAGCUGGAGCAGCUCCGCGAGGUGGAGGACGAGACGGACGAGUUCGGCGCCCAGGGUCAUGUGCGCAAAUUCAGGACUUUCAGCACAGGGCAGCUGGAGCUGGGCAGGCUGAACAUCUCCAGGAAGACGCACCAGUUCCGCAAAGACGUGCUCUUCAAGGUGAAGGAGCCUGACGCGGGAGCGUCGGCGGGACGGGAGCAGCUGGCAGAGGAGGCUGCGUCCUCUGUGCAGGGAGCGUGUUCGCUUGGGGAGGACGGCGGGCGAGUGCCGGAGUCGCCCGGGCAGCCUGAGCGCACGGGAUCGGCGCCAUUGCCGAGCGACGAGGCCGCGGGACGCGCGGCUGAAGCGCAGCCCUCGGCAGAGGCCGUGUCAGCUCAGACCCCCUCAGGGAAGAGGGUCCCCGGCCUGCUCCGCCGCAGCUUCAGCUUCCGCCACUGGAGCGGGGUGGAACUGCUGCGCCUGCGGGCGCUCUCCCGGGAGGGCCACCACCGCAGCUCCGGCUGCCUCGGCCCCGGGGCCCCGGGCAAGGUGCCCGAGGCGAUCGUUCUGCAGAACCCGGCAUUCGACGACACGGCCUUCGACGAGAAGGGCGGUGCGCUGGACGUGAUGGGGGUCCUCGGCGAGGCGGGUGCCCUGGGCGAGCGGAGUAGACGGGAACGCGCUCAGGGCAAGAACCGCACGCUGGACAACAGCGAUCUGCAGAAGUUGUCGGAGAAGAGCCUAGAGGAGAAGGAGAGCUUCCUGCGUGGGGGCACUCGCUCCAGCGGUCAGGAGCGCUGGCUGCGCCGCUUCUUCAGUGGCAUCUUCUCCGCCAAGGAUGGCCCCCCAACUCCGGGGCCCAGCGAGGCCGGAAAGCGGGGCUUCCAUUGGGCCAAGCGGAGGGCGGCGUUUGGCCACUCGCAGUCGAGCACAGAGAGUGUGGACGGAGCCCCGCAUCACGAUGCCUUUGUCAACAGCCAGGAAUGGACCUUGAGUGGAGCCGUCCCCGAGCUCAAAGUGGGCAUUGUGGGUAACCUGGCCAGCGGGAAAUCUGCUCUGGUGCACCGAUACCUGACAGGGACGUAUGUGCAGGAGGAGUCGCCAGAAGCUGACGUGGAUGCAGGUGGGCGCUUCAAGAAGGAGAUAGUCGUGGAUGGGCAGAGCUACCUGCUCCUCAUCAGGGAUGAAGGAGGCCCCCCAGAGCCUCAGUUUGCCCUCUGGGUGGAUGCCGUCAUCUUUGUGUUCAGCCUGGAGGACGAAAUCAGCUUCCAGACCGUGUACCACUACUAUAGUCGCAUGGCCAACUACCGCAAUACGGCCGAAGUGCCGCUCGUGCUGGUGGGCACACAAGAUGCCAUCAGCGCGGCCAACCCGCGGGUGAUUGACGACUCGCGAGCGCGCAAGCUCUCCAGCGAUCUGAAACGCUGCACCUACUACGAGACGUGCGCGACCUACGGCCUCAACGUGGAGCGGGUCUUCCAGGACGUGGCCCAGAAGGUGGUCGCCACACGCAAGAAGCAGCAGCUCUCCAUUGGACCCUGCAAGUCGCUGCCCAACUCUCCGAGCCACUCGUCUGUGUGUGCCGCCCCCGUCUCUGCCGUCCACAUGAGCCAGCUUGCCUUUGCUCCUCAGGCCAGUAAUGGCGCCGGGGGCAGUCUGAGCGAGUACUCGUCCUCGGUGCCGUCCACCCCCAGCACGAGCCAGAAGGAGCUGCGCAUCGAUGUCCCGCAGUCGGCCAACACGCCCACGCCUGUGCGCAAGCAGUCCAAACGGCGCUCCAACCUCUUCACCUCUCGCAAAGGGAACGACCCAGACAAGGAGAAGAAAGGGCUGGAGGGGCGCGCAGACAGCAUUGGAAGUGGCCGCGCUAUCCCAAUUAAACAGGGGAUGCUGCUUAAGAGGAGUGGGAAGUCUCUGAACAAGGAGUGGAAGAAGAAAUAUGUGACCCUGUGUGACAACGGCAUUCUCACCUACCAUCCCAGCUUACAUGACUACAUGCAGAAUGUCCACGGUAAGGAGAUUGACCUCCUGCGGACCACAGUGAAGGUGCCCGGAAAGAGGCCUCCCCGAGCUGUGUCCACUUGUGCCGCGGUGUCCAGCCCAAAGACUAAUGGCCUGGCCAAGGACAUGAGCAGCCUUCAACUGGGCCAAAGCCCUGGGUCAGUGAGCAGCAGCUCGUCUUCCUCCCAGAUGGCCAGUGGGAUCAGCCUAGUGUCCUUCAACUGCCGGCCAGACGGUAUGCACCAGCGGUCCUACUCUGUGUCCAGCGCUGACCAGUGGAACGAGGCUACGGUCAUCGCCAACUCGGGCAUCAGCACCGACACAGGCCUGGGAGACUCGCUGUGCUCCAGCCCCAGCAUCUCCAGCAGCACGAGCCCCAAAAUGGACCCUCCUCCCUCCCCACAUGCCAACCGCAAGAAGCAUCGCCGGAAGAAGAGCACCAGUAACUUCAAGGUGGACGGCCUCUCCGGCACAGCAGAAGAGCAAGAGGAGAACUUUGAGUUCAUAAUCGUGUCGCUGACGGGCCAGAUGUGGCACUUUGAGGCCACGUCAUAUGAGGAGCGUGACGCCUGGGUGCAAGCCAUCGAGAGCCAGAUCCUGGCCAGCCUGCAGUCCUGCGAGAGCAGCAAGAACAAGUCCCGCCUCCCGAGCCAGACAGAGGCCAUUGCCCUGCAGUCCAUUAGGAACCUGCGUGGGAACAACCACUGCGUUGACUGUGAGGCUCAGAAUCCUGACUGGGCCAGUCUGAACCUGGGUGCGCUCAUCUGCAUCGAGUGCUCAGGCAUCCAUCGCAACCUGGGCACCCACCUGUCGCGCGUGCGCUCGCUAGAUCUGGACGACUGGCCCCCAGAGCUCAUCAAGGUCAUGUCCUCCAUCGGCAAUGAGCUGGCCAACAGCGUGUGGGAGGCCAACGCCCAGGGCCGCAUGAAGCCUGUCCCCGAUGCCAGCAGGGAGGAGCGGGAGCGCUGGAUUCGAGCUAAGUACGAGCAGAAGCUCUUCGUGGCAUCGCUGCCGAGCCCCGAUCUGCCCCUCGGCCAGCAGCUCCUGAGGGCCACGGCCGACGAGGACCUCCCCAACGUCGUCCUGCUGCUAGCUCACGGAUCCCGGGACCAGGUCAACCAGACGUGUGGGGAGGGGGAUGGACGCACCGCCCUGCACCUGGCCUGCCGAAAGGGAAACGUGGUGCUCGCGCAGCUUCUCAUCUGGUACGGCGUGGACCUGAUGGCUCGGGAUGCUCACGGCAACACAGCCCUGGCGUACGCACGGCAGGCCAACAGCCAGGAGUGCGUGGACGUCCUGCUGCAGUACGGCUGUCCGGACGAGCGCUUCGCCCUCAUGGCCACGCCCAACCUGGCCCGGAAGAACAACAACCGCAACAACAGCUGCAGCAGCACGGGCAGCGGACCUGCACGCAUGCCCACCAUCAUCUGAGUGCUGCUGCCGCUCUCACCCAGGUGUCCCUGGCGAAUGAGUUACGGGGAUGGGGCACUGGGGGAGGGCGCUAGACACACCAUGGGAGAGCGCAGCUCUUGCACUUGCUGUCCUCAGGGAUGCGUGCCGCCUUCGUUCCGGUGCAGCUGGCAAAAUCCUCUUUGCUCGGGGGGGCCAUGUGGACCGACCCCCCCCCCCCUCCAACAAGUACUCCCUUUCGGGUUUGGCCCUGUCGCAGGAGCAGGCUGUGGCAGGACCUAAAGGAGGACGGUGACAAGCUGCCCCGUGGACGCUCUCUCUCUGUCUACAGCCUCCGCGUGACUUGGAAAAUGACCAGACCUUUGCCUCCCUUCCGAUCUCCUUUCGUUUUAAUAAUGUGAAAAUGUUCUGUAUAGACAUUUUAGAGCAGCAUCUGAUAUUUCUUUUGUAAAGUGUGACCGCAUGGUUAGCCACUUCCUGUCAGAACGUGGGCAGGAUGCUUGUUCCUUGUCUUGUUGUAGCAGUGCACAGUGUGUUCAUGUGAUUGUGUGUGUGUGUGUGUGUGUGUGUGUGUGUGUGUGGUCCCGCUGGGCUGGACCGCAGUAUGACUGAAUGCAAGGACACCCUACACAGAACACUACACUAGUCUCACUACCCACAAUCCCAUAAGUGGCACUCGAAAAGGGAUCAUUUGUCCAUGUUGUUGUUGUUGUUGUGCUUACCUGUAAAAAUAGUUUUGUUUUCUUUGCUGGUGAAAUGUUUUCUCAUCGAAAAGUGAGUAAAAAAGGCACUAGUGACACGUGACGAUCCGCCCGAAGACUGUGGGUGCCGCUGGCUGUGUCCCCGAAAGCGCCGCUCCUCCACAAGCGCAAACACCUGGCAGCUCCUGGUGUUGCUUCAGGGAUGUUUGGAAAUACCAGUUGUGGACACUAGGGAGGAUGUGCGCACUUCGGGGGGGGCUCUUUGGGCAUCAAGGUCUUGCGGGUCAUGGCGAGACUGAAAGAACGAGGUACGAAGAGACGAGGAGCCGCCUGUCCCCUGUCCCGUCGUCUCUUGGUGGACGGACUCUUUCAAGAAGGACUUGUCCGCCAGCGUGUGUAUGCAGUGUGCUGAGGUCUCGACCGUCCACGUCCUCACUGUCGCUGUCUCCUGCUGCAUAUGUCUCUCUUCGGCCACCGCCGUGCACCCUUGUCCCCCCAUGCUUCCCCCGGCUCUCCGUCUUCAUAACCCCGUCUGUUCCAAGUUCUCUCUGCACAUACACCUGUUUCCUCUCCUGGUCCAUCUCCCCUGCAUAUGGGUGUGUACACGUGCGCCACGUGCGCUUUCACCUGUCUGUCCCAUCGCUAAAGAGUGUGGUCAGUUGUCCUCCGACUCCCUCUUCCUCACUGGCACUGUGUGCCUUCUUUCCUCUACACUGCAAUACAGGCUCUCUGAGUAGCUGCUGCGCAACUUAUUUCUCCGUGUAGAAAAGCUAUGGUGUGUGUGUGUGUGUGUGUGUGUGUGUGUGUGUGUGUGUGUGUGUGUGUGUGUGUGUGUGUGCUCCUUUCUCCAUCCCGGUGGUGCGCACAGGUGAUAAUGUGGUCAGGAAGUAGCAUAGCGGUCAUCACUAGGGUCCCAGGGUGUGUCGCAAAAGGCAUCUCACACACCCCUGAACCACGGUGUAAACGCAUCUCCGUGCUCUGGCCAGACUGAGAGCUCAGCAUGUGUCGUCAAAGGCAGGAAAGUUGAACUUCAGGUGGGAUGUUGACCUCCCACACACAUACUUGUGUCCACGGUCAGGACUUUAAUUCCCAUCUCUGGUCCUGCGCACACCUCUUUAUUGUGUCACACGUGCUCACACGGUGUGUCGCCAUACAGUCAGCGCUCUCUCCUUCCUCUGCUUCGCUGCCCGCCUCUUGGCCCUUUGCUGCGGCUCCCGGUUGCUGAGGAGCAGCAAGCAGAACAAAACCAAGAGGAGGAAGAGUGUUUGCAGUUCCACAAACGCUGAUGCUUGUGUCCCGUUGGCCCUUUUUGGAAUCCUUUCUCCCCCUUGAACGAUGGGUUGCCAGCGCUGCGAUGAAGGACCGCGUUGGGAAGACGCGCUCGUCGCCAUCGGCAACAGGUACAAGGACCUUGCGGAAGCACCCGUCCCCAGGGGUUGUUUUAGUUCUUGUGUGACCCGCACCAAUGACCUCCGUCCGCCACCUACACGGCGUGGGCCAGCAGGUAGAAGCAAUGAGCAUGCAGUCAGUGUCCACUGUCCAUUGUCCACUGUGUUGUUUUUAUUACCUCAUUCCUCUGUGUCUCUUCCCACCGUGUCACCGAGUCCAAUUACUGAUUAUUUAUGUUUGUCCAAACGAGCAUUUUUGCUUGUGUUUUGUAUCAGUCAGUUGUGUUAUUCUGUAUUAUUACUGCUAUUAUUAUCAUCAUAAUUGUUAUUAUAUUGCGUUUGUGUACAGUGCUGCGUUGAGACGAACCCUACUAGAAACUCUCUACUGUACUGUGUCUCCUUUCAAUAAAGACAAUAACGCUUCUUGGUACGAAACGGCCUCCUUGCUGUGAGCAGAGCUGUGCCGGAGGCCGGACGUCAGUUCACGCGUCGCAGGUGUCCGUGCUGAGACUCCACAGGUACGCCAUGGAGGAGGCGCACCGUGCGCACAGCGUUUAGAGUGCCGCGCCAUCUCUGCACCUGCCCGGGUUCGAGCGUCCCAGCGGAGGGAGCGACCGCGGGCCGCGUCGGAUCGGGUUCAGCGUCCGCCGUGCAGAUAAAGGCAUUAGAACAGCCUUAACGGGAUCAUGGCCCACUAAUCCCAUCCCAUCAUGUCGCUUUCAGGAAGGUGGCAGUAGGGCGACGGGGGGAGGGGCGGGGCGGUGCGGUGCGGGAGCAAUGGGCCGCGCAGACUCAAUGAAGUGGACGGAUUUAAGCAGAUUACAUGGAGCGAGUGGGAAGCACAGCUCGAGAGGAAGAGUGGCCCCCAACAAAGAAGGAAGGAAGGAAGGAAGGAAGGAAGGCCACAGGGGGCGGAGCUUGUGCUUAUUAGUAAGCGACUCCCACUCGAACCUGUGUGACUGCGCCAGUUCGGCUACAGACGCACCGCGUUCAUAGAUCAUAGCGGUAAUAGCGCUUGGGCAGCGAAAAGUUGUUCAGCUCCGAAGCCCUCUUUCAAAGGGCGGGAAGCGGUUCCUCGAACCCGCAGCCCUUGGCACGCGCUCACCGUUACGGCGGCCGGACAGUCGCU